Molecule: messenger RNA, 1288 nt
Organism: Bursaphelenchus xylophilus (pine wood nematode)
Lineage: Eukaryota; Metazoa; Nematoda; Chromadorea; Rhabditida; Aphelenchoididae
Source: the annotation of a GenBank genome assembly
AUGGGUCAACCUCUCUCCAAACAGGAUUUCUCCUGGUCGUACACCGACGAGCCGCAUGCCACCCGGAGGAAGGAGAUCCUGGAGAAAUAUCCUCAGGUCAAGGAGUAUUUCGGGAUUGAUGCUUCUUUCAAAUACGUGGUCGUUGCAAUGGUGCUCUUACAGAUCAUGUUGGCAUAUCUUUUACAAGGUAAGUGGGGAUCCGAAGAUGAUCUUGAAGGGGUUUUGGGAUCAGAUGAUGUUAUUAUUUUAGACGCAAGUUGGGUGCUGAUUUUCUUGCAAGCUUACUUUGUCAGUGGCACUAUAAAUCAUUCGUUGACCUUGGCAGUGCAUGAGAUUUCACAUAAUCAAGGGUUCGGUCACAAAUAUCCAUUCAAAGUAAGUUUUGGGUUAAAUUGUUAUUGAAAGCAAAUCUAAACUUUUGGCGUAUUUGGGAUAUGGUUUAAGUGAACUUUGCGAUAAAUGCAAUAUUUAUUGCAGAACCGUGUCCUCGGAAUGAUCGCCAACCUCCCGAUGGGCGUCCCAAUGUCAAUAUCCUUCAAAAAGUAUCAUCUUGAACAUCAUCGUCAUCUAGGAGAAGAUGUCAUCGACACGGAUGUGCCAACCGAAUUCGAGACUCGGUUCUUCAAUUCGAUGACGGGGAAAGUGAUUUGGCUUAUACUACAACCGGUCUUUUAUGCAUUUCGGCCAUUCGCAGUAUACCAGAAAGCGAUUACCGACGCCGAAGUCGUAAAUGCGGUUGUUCAAAUUGCUUUCGACGCCGCGAUUUUCUAUUUCUUUGGUGUGAAAUCCUUUGUGUACUUGUUUGUUGGAUUCAUCUUAGGAUUGGGUAUUCAUCCAUUGGCUGGACACUUCAUCAGCGAUCAUUAUGUUUUCAAGGAGGGACAGGAGACUUAUAGGUAUGUAAUGUGGAAAUUUGGCAGAAAGGCACUCGAAUACGAUUACUCGGUCUUUUUUCAGUUACUACGGCCCAGUGAACCACGUCACAUUCAACGUUGGUCACCAUGUUGAACAUCACGACUUUCCAUUCGUCUGCGGCCGAAACCUGGGGGAAAUCAGAAAGAUUGCCCCCGAAUAUUAUGAGAACCUCCAGAUCCACACGUCUUGGAUUCGAAUCUUCUAUGACUUUGUCAUCGACCCAGAGAUGAGUCUUCGCUCCAGAAUCAAAAGGAAAAUGGCCCCGAUUACGGAGAGACAUUUCUAUGGAGUUGGAUCGUACAGCUCAUCCAAGGUCUAUGAGGCGAUCCAAAAUCUGGUAUCUACGGUUUUCCAGAAGACCAAAACUCAAUAA